This is a messenger RNA of Rhodamnia argentea, 1226 nucleotides long. RefSeq names its product 50S ribosomal protein HLP, mitochondrial. Gene Ontology annotation, cellular component: ribosome; mitochondrial large ribosomal subunit. Gene Ontology annotation, biological process: translation. The record is from RefSeq and is a predicted model, not a curated record. The transcript is spliced from 5 exons. Gene Ontology annotation, molecular function: large ribosomal subunit rRNA binding; structural constituent of ribosome. NCBI's taxonomy places the organism in Eukaryota, Viridiplantae, Streptophyta, Magnoliopsida, Myrtales, Myrtaceae. Bases 177 to 827 code for a protein of 216 amino acids.
UUCACUCCACCGGUCUAGCUAACACCGGAGACCAGACUCACGCACUCGCGCAGGCGCAUACAGCCUCUCGCUCUCCGCCGGCGACUGUUCCUGCUGUGAGCCUCAGCUGCAUUUCGAGUCCUGACGUCGCGAUUCUUAGGGUUUCUUCAAAGUCUUCUGUCUGAGGUUGCAGAGAAAUGGCUGGUCGUUCUGGUUCGCUUCUCCGAUCUUUGAGAUCCUUGAUCGGGUCCUCGCGAAAUUCUUUGUGCCGUGAUGAUGCCCACUUUGUCCAGCCUCACCGCUCAUUUUUUACAAUCAACAGUGGCAGAACUGUGGGACAAUUGGGCAGCAACCACUUGCCAAUGCCGAUCCAGGCAGGUCAUACGAGACAGGGUGGUUUCAUGAGCAACUCUUAUUCAUGGAGCAUAUUGCCCAAUUUGACAAACGGCAAUUUCUUGUCUCAGCAGCGAAGGACUUUCAUUCAGAUGGGGACUAUUCUCAAAGUCGUGGACAAUUCAGGGGCGAAGAAGGCAAUGUGCAUCCAAGCUUUGAAGGCAGGAAAGAAAGGGGCGAGGCUAGGAGACACGAUAAAGGUGUCUAUCAAGGAGGCACUUCCCAAUGGGAAAGCUAAGAAAGGGGAUAAAUUCAGUGCCAUAGUCGUGCGCGCCGCAAUGCCGCGUGGUCGCUGUGACGGCAGCGAGAUCAAGUUCGACGACAAUGCCUGUGUUCUCAUCAUGAGUAAAAGCAAGGACAAAGACCCCGUGGGGACAAGGGUGUUUGGGCCAGUUCCACACGAGUUGAGGAAGAAGAGCGUGAAGAUUUUGACUUUGGCGGAGCAUAUCGCUUGAAGAAAUAUCGCAUGUAAUGAUAUUCGUAUGUGUAGUGAGGUUUCUGAACGCUGCAAUGAUGUCUGGAUCGGUUUCACCAAGAAGUGCUUGUGUGCCUCUUGAGCUCCAUUGAACUGUUCUUGCAUCUGAAGUGAUCAUCAUGGGAUUAAGGGGAUCUUUCUUUUGCUUCUCUUUAUGUCCCUUUUCUCAGCCGAUUAGCAAGUUCUUCGAAAGAUUUAUCGGACUUUGGACCGUGGCGUAAAACCUGCUUGAAGAUGUGCAGUCGUAAGCAGUCGAUGAACUUGGGUGGUGACGGUUGUCAUUGAUAAAGAGAUUCUCGUAUUGAAGUUGAUAAUAUGUAACUACGUUGAGAAUUUAAAUUUCCUUUCUCUCUUACAAAAAUUAAAAGUUAUUGUCUGA